UAGACUUCAGUUGGAAAGUGACACACUGGCGGCUGGCGCGCUUUGGAAGGUUCACCAAGAGGAGGCAGAGUUAACAUUAGCUUUGAACUAGUAUUAUGGGAGUUUUUUCAAAUAAGAAGAAAAUCCGAAGUGUGGGAAGUGCGACACACUCCCAGAUGCUGUUGUGGGAUUCAAAGAUGGUUCAUUGUUGGGCCAGAUUUUCAUUUAAGGAAUAUUUGGUUCUUGCUAUUUUAUUGACUGGAAUUCAGACCGUGUGUGCUGAAUCUGAUGAUGGAAGUCAGAAUUUUAUUCGGUGUUUUAAUGAUACUGGCAGACAUCGACUAUACUUGGGUUUAGAAGAUUUGGUAGUGGAUUGCAUGUUGGUCACUAAUUCAAAAUCAAGUCGGCAGUCUCAGUACCAGCUUAACCUGUAUGCUGCAGCCGGAUUGCUACCCAAGAUCGAGAUCUCCAAUCGCACCAAUGUCUUAUCCUUCACAUUUGAAUUAAACAUGAAUACAACCACAUGGCGUGCCACUGUGCCAAGACACAACAUAACCAUCAUGACAGAGAUCGCCCCCGUGGACCAAUGGUAUUUUGAGAUUAGCAUGUUCCAUGGCUUUGAAGCGCUAAAUGCGAAAGCUAAGCUGCUUGAGACGCUGAAGGGAACACUGCUGGACGUGGCCCGAGAGCCAAUUCUUCAGUGGACCAUCGGUGAAGAGCUUUCACCGCAGUCUAUCAAACCACAUGAGCCUCUUAUCACCAAAAUACGGGUUACCCAGAGUCCAUGUGCCAGUGAUGUGGCUGUAAUGGCACCCAUUUUCCGAACAGGAGGACACACAGGAGUUAUUCUUAGUGUUACCAAUUCAGCAUUCACAUCCAGUGGCAGAUGGUUCAACGUUACCACAACUUUGUGUGGUUUGAUCAAUGAUUUGUGUACAUCAGGAUGCACCGGCAUAUCCAUUGUGGACCUGAAGCUGACCAACUGUUACUUGUUCCUGCUGACCAAUAGGGGACUCUUCAUCAGCCAGGAUCUGUUGUCUCCACCUACAGAGCCUCUGAAAUUCUCAUUGCUGUUCCUCCCAGCUCUGGCACAGAUGGACUACACCACAACAACCCUUUGGUUCUCACCCCAGUGUGUCACCAAUCGCUUAUACUUUGCUGGUGACUUCGUAAGCCUGAUCUCAAACGAGGGAGCGGGGAACCAGCUGCACUCAAGGUGUGUAUAUAGUGGCUACCCCUUCACUGAGUGGCAUGACUGCAAGGCCUCUGCGGUGGAACGGAACAAGAACGUCACCCAUCGCUACCUGUCCUUUGUGCAUGACCGAUAUCAGCAUACAGGACUGCUGGUGUCACAUUCAGAGGAGGAGGGGGGCAUGUUGUCUGUAUUCAACCUUCAGAGGGAUGGCCUGAAGAACCUGACCAAGUUCUCUCCUGCCAAGAUAUCGCUAAGAUUCCGGCCAAAUGGGAUUUUCCUUAGAGAAAACCAUGUCAUCUUUUAUGGCAAUGAGGUGUGGUUGUCCUCAGACCGAGGCUUUAGCUUUACGAAAGCAAGCUUCACCUUGUACGGCGAUGCGGUAAAGGAAGUGGUGAGCUGCACCUACAACAGUUCAGUGCUGCUCCUGACCGCAAAGGGCAUUAUUUUUCUCUUGAAACCAGAUCUGAUGAGGUUUGCCCAUUUGAACGAGCGCAUAGACCAUCAGACCGCCUUGCUAUGCGAUCACAUGGGAGUGGUAAUGGCUAUCAAGGUGAAUUCCACUCAACAAAGCAGCCUGAGUUACAGGGUCAUCUCCAUCAAACAACUAAUCCAGGAGAGUGGUUUGGGCUUUAACAGGCCAAUUGUCAUUCAGUACACCAGGCCCUCGUCAGUCUUACUGCAUGAGUAUAAGGAGGGAUAUACUCCCAAUCUUUCUCCUAGCUACGUGGGCAAAAUCUUCAGUCUCAGUUCGGGGGGAAAAGUGGUCAUCACAGCUGUAGGCCAGCAGCAUUUCGUCCCUGGUUAUCUUGCCUUUGCCGAAGGAGAAGUCAUUGAAACACUCCGAGCUCCCAGUACACAUGCUGAGCCUUUGCAAAGCGAUGAUCUGCUGCUUCAGAAUUUAAAGGAUUCCUGGGUCCUCAUGAAGUCACGCAACGAAAGCCUGAAAUUUGACUGGCGGCACGUGGGCAUGUCAGUGGUGUGCCCCGGCAAGACCAGCUUCCUCAUCCAGCACCUGCAUAGGGAUGGCAGUGCUUAUGGAAAGAUGUGCAUGCCUGCGCUGGCCCACAAUAACAUCCUAAAAGCUCACACCUGGCUGUUCCUUGAAGCAAAAGGCUGGAACAGCUGGUCCUUGUACGAGGGGCCAUGCCGCCACAAGCUGCAGUCACUGGACAACCUGCGUCGGAACUCGCUUGUGCGCAUCAACGUGCGUGAGACACUCAGCUUCACCUUCAAGGCCUACAUGUCAGACUACUCUCUCUCCAUGACCCGCAAUAAGAAGCUCAUGAUGGUGAUCCUGACCAACCCCAAUGCCAUGAGGGUGAACGCCCGACACUACUGGGACAAAGCCAACAACCACAUGCUCAACCUCACCAUCUACAGCCACCUCUGCAAGAAGGCCAUGACCAUGGUGACGGUGUUCAUUCCGGAUGCGUCUCUGCAGUGUGACUUGCCCAGCUUCACCUUCACCCUGCAGAACGCCUGUCCUGAGGGCCUCAGCAUAGUCUACCUACCCAGCCAGCCCAUCAGCGACUAUGAGUGGAUCCAUGGAGACCCCGUGGACAACCUUGAAAACAAGUUGCUGUUCGACUUGCCUGUGAAUUAUAGGCCUCCGUCCCAGCUGGGUGUGUUGAUUCCAACAUCGGAGAACAUCUACAAUGCAGAUCCCAGCCAGCAAUACCAACGCCAGCACUACCCCGUGUCCAAGGCCUCUGGCCACUAUAAACAGUGUGCUGGAAAGGUAUCUGCGGAGGAGUGUGGCUGUACCGAUGGCCUCAGGGUCUCUCCCCUCGCCAUCAACUCUGACUGCAGGAUGAGGGUGCUAAGAAAGAUGUAUCCUCUGACCAACUUCAACAUCACACUGUACCUCAGACGCACCAACCGGCCUAACCAGCCACUGCGUUCCCCAUAUUUUGUCACGGUGACGGAGGUCAACAAUCGAACCAACUGGGCUGUCACAGGGACCCACAUAACCCCGACUCUGGUGAAGAUGAGGCAGUACUUCAGUCAGCUCAAUCAGACAGUCUACAACUCUGAGGGCCUGCAGAUCAGCUGUUACGGCUCAGAACUCUUUCACUUCCGCAUCGCCGUCAUACCUGGAGUCGUGCUCUGUGACCUGGUGGAGGAGGUGCAGAUCUAUGUGGACAAGGCUCCCUUGGCCUUCCCGGCAGCUUACCUCAUCAGCUGCAUGACGGCCAUUGCACUGGGGGGCUUCCUGCUGCUCGGGUUCCUGCUCCGCAACGUCACUCCACCAACCACCAGCAGUGUGAAGGCCUUCCUGACAUCAGACAGAGCCAAGGUGGCUCCAGCAGAGAAGGAGACCGAGAACUAGAAUGCAGGAGCCUCCAUCCCUGAUGGUGUUUUGUAUGAUUAAUGUGGUUACAUGUUCAUAUGUACUUUCAAGUUUAGAUCAGUGAGUCUGUACAUUUAAAGUUUGGGCUCCUGCCGAGGAUUUAUCGUUUUUGUACAAAUUAAGUUCAUGUUUAAAAUCAUACUUGAAAGAAAUGUCAAGGACUCCCAUUACUGUUUGACAUACUGUAUGCAUUAGUAAACUUGUAUCGAUUCCUUUGAUGGAAAGAGGCUGCUGAAGCCAAAUAAAUUAUUUUGCUCUUUCAA
This is a messenger RNA of Sardina pilchardus (European sardine), 3787 nucleotides long. RefSeq names its product cation channel sperm-associated auxiliary subunit beta-like. The coding region runs from base 96 to 3503 and encodes 1135 amino acids. The record is from RefSeq and is a predicted model, not a curated record. Gene Ontology annotation, cellular component: CatSper complex; cilium. The transcript is spliced from 27 exons. Lineage: Eukaryota; Metazoa; Chordata; Actinopteri; Clupeiformes; Clupeidae.